Molecule: messenger RNA, 1393 nt
Organism: Acanthochromis polyacanthus (spiny chromis)
Lineage: Eukaryota; Metazoa; Chordata; Actinopteri; Pomacentridae
Gene: ino80e
Product: INO80 complex subunit E
Exons: 8
Coding region: 82-810 (242 amino acids)
Biological process (GO): chromatin remodeling
Cellular component (GO): nucleus; Ino80 complex
Source: RefSeq, a predicted model, not a curated record
GCAUUACCCUGAAUAACAAUAACAACAGAAAAUACCCACAACACAGCGCAUGAAUAUGACGUCACUAAAGUAAGCAAUAGCAUGUCUCAGAGGCAGACUCAAGCAAGAGAGAUGAACGGUCAAGCCGACGUCGAAGUUGACUACAAACGGAAAUACAAAAACCUCAAACGAAAGUUGAAAUUUCUUGUUUAUGAACAGGAAUGCUUUCAGGAGGAGCUGAGAAGGGCACAGAGGAAACUUCUUAAGGUUUCCAGGGACAAAAGCUUUCUUUUGGACAGACUGCUACAGUAUGAGAGAGUAGAUGAAGACUCCUCAGAUUCAGAUGCAACAGUUUCUUCAGAAAACAGCGAAGGGGAAGCACCCAGGGAGAGGGAAAGAGAACGAGAUGGAGCAAAGAAGUUUGUUGGGCGAAAGAAUAGUCCAGGCGCAUUCCUUCAUUCAGCUCCUCAUCUCUCCCUGCUGUCCCGUCCUCUGCAGUCUACUGGCUCUGGACCCUACCUCAACACCAUGCCCUUCCCGCCAGAAUAUUUGGCCCCCCCAGCUGAACGAAUGAAGAAAGACAGAAAAACAAAGACGCCUAAAAACAAGAAAGAGACUACGGGGAAGGUUGUUCCCAUGGCAGCUAAUUACCCAUCAGCCCCUGCGGCUCCUCCAACAGCUGGCGGCCACUUCAGCUGGGUUCCCAGACAGAUGCUUAGUGGAGAUGCAGCUGAGGAGGAGGGUGAGAGUGAUGGAGACAGCGAAAGAGGGGAUGAAGACAGAGGGGAGGGAGAUGAGGCUGAGCUUGUCAUUGACAUUCCUAAUGAGUGAACCUGAGCGUGUGUUUAGAUGUGUUUAGGCGGGCCAUAGAGGCGUACAUAUGCACAUCAUGGUGAAAGACAGAACUGUACCGAACGUGUCUCUAUGUUGAGCAGACGAAGCUCCCCCCUGUGGACUGAAGCUUAACUGCAGUAUCAUUGUACAAACAAUCUCAUCAGAGGCGUGUUGUAAAAUAUUUUGAUAAUAAAUUAAUCUGUGAUAAGGCACAGUUGGCAAGCUUCUGCAAAAGUGCUAAUUAUUUUUGUCUGUACAGCUUAAAUCAAAGUAUGAGCACAACUAGGUGUGUAAUUCAUCGAGAGAUUAUAAUGUUUUAUCGUGUUUAGCUGCUCUCAGACUAUAAGUUGUACAAGUUCUCUAGUACAAUAAAAUUGUUUAACUGUGAUACAGAUGUUUGGAAUCUGCAGAUGUUAAGUGUUGUUUACUUGUUACAGACAGCUUUGACACUUGGCUCAGAUCGUUCUGCUUUGCACAACAGUAGAAAUGACUGCUUACAUUAUUCUGGGACUAAUGUAUUUCAUUAUUAGUUUUUUUUUUCACCUGUCAAACAGUGCCAGAUUAAAAUAUUUUCAUUUGA